GUCUGAAACACUGACGCGGCUUCACGCGCUCCCUCGCCGUGAGGACGCAGCGCGUCGCUCCUUCGGUCUCCGUGUGGAGGUCUGAACCCAGAGUUGACGGGAGGUAAUCCCCACCAUGUGAGUGGGCGGUGCGGGUACAGGAGGCGUGUUUUUGUUGUGUUUUUCCCUUGCCUUUUCUGUCAUUAUUCACCAGCUCUUCUACCUAUAUAAACAGCGCCUAGGUGCGUCAGAUGGGUUCCUCCGAUGCGUUGAGGUGACUAGUUGCGCGCCGGUCCAGUCGCGUCUCGCCGGCAGGGAAGGAGCGAUGAUGCAGGAGUCCGGCUGCGUCCAAAUGGUCCGAGCCCUGAAGCAAGCAGCCCUGUGUCUGGUGCUGCUGCCUCGCUUCCUGCUGACCGCUGUCAUCCUCUGGCUCCUGGAUUUCUUGUGCAUUAGGAGGAAAGUGUUGGGCGAGCAGCAGGAGGCGCAGAGCCCGGACGACCCUCCGGUGUGCGUCUCCGACUCGAACAGGAUGUUCACGAUGGAGUCCCUGCGGGCCGUGUGGUACGGACAGAAACUGGACUUCCUCAAAUCCGCCCACCUCGGAUACGCCGCGCCGAACACCGAGGUGGUCCUGGUCCAGGAGCGCAGGCGGGUCCGGAUCCUGGACUGCAUGAGAGGGAAGCGACCGCUGGUUCUCAACUUUGGCAGCUGCUCCUGACCGCCGUUCAUGACGCGCCUGGCUGCGUUCCAGCGCGUCGUCAGCCAGUACGCGGACAUCGCGGACUUUUUAGUUGUGUAUAUCGAGGAGGCGCAUCCGUCGGACGGCUGGGUGAGCUCGGACGCGCCGUACCAGAUCCUCAAGCACCGCUGCCUGGAGGACAGACUGAGCGCGGCUCAGCUGAUGCUGACCCAAGCGCCCGGAAGCAACGUGGUGGUGGACAACAUGGAGAACUCGUCCAACGCCGCCUACGGAGCGUACUUUGAGAGACUUUACAUCGUGCGGGACGAGAGAGUGGUCUACCAGGGGGGCCGGGGGCCGGAGGGCUACCGGAUCUCUGAGCUUAGAAAGUGGCUGGAGCAGUACAGGAAUGAUCUGAUCAAAGCCCAAACCAUGGUGCUCCACGUAUAACCCCGCUCCACUAGAGUCCCACUCAGAUGCUGCUACCCACGGUCAUGUUCCGUGGGACCCUAAUACCAAGACUCUGACUUAACCCGAGCUCCUAGCAAAUAUUCCCCUCGUUGUUUUUUUACUCGGAAAAGUCUUGAAUCAGCUAGUGAUGACUAUUUUUAUACUGACAUGUGUGAGCGAGUGUAUAUGUCUGAAGGCUUGCAGAUGCUGUAGAGGGGGGCUGACACCCAAUUGACCACCAGGCCUACUAAGGCCAAUAGUAUUAACCGCAUUACAAAGCGAAAAAUGACAGUUCAACAGUGACUGAAAAGAAAAAUAACAUCCAUUUUGUCUUCUAAUCUUGUUACAUUUUGUGAUGUCUCUGGAAAAAAAAAAACUAGCUGGUCCCACAGCCUUUCGUGAGUUUACGGCGCGAGCUAAUAUCUGACUCCGGUGUUAUUGUGAAGUUCGGUUUUUAAACGGUGAAACCAGAAAUCCGACACUGAUGUUUCCGACACCAGGAGUUUGUCCGUAUUAGCCUGCUUGCUCUGUUGCUGAGAUGAUGUGAUGGAACUAAUGUUAUUUUGAAUAAAUACUGAUGACUGCAA
Messenger RNA from Synchiropus splendidus (mandarinfish), 1695 nucleotides. RefSeq names its product thyroxine 5-deiodinase-like. The record is from RefSeq and is a predicted model, not a curated record. The transcript has a single exon. Lineage: Eukaryota; Metazoa; Chordata; Actinopteri; Syngnathiformes; Callionymidae. Gene Ontology annotation, molecular function: thyroxine 5'-deiodinase activity.